GAUCACUACGGCGCGUUGGGGUUGGCGACGAAGCGAUACUUGGCGACGAAGGAGGAAAUUCUUGAAAAGCAUCGCUGGUUGACGAUCGCGUUGCAUCCGGAUAAGCGCGGGGUGGCGCAAGUCGACGCCGUCGAAGCCGAGCGCAUUGAACAGCGCUAUAAGGCUGUCGUGACGGCGAUGGAAGUCUUGACGGAUAAGGCGAGAAGACGGGAGUUUGAUUCCGUCGAUGCGCCGGAUUACAAGUUCCCAUCCUCGUGCGAAGAGGGUGAGUUUUUCGAGACCUUUAUGCCGCACUUUCACUUGUUGUCUCGCUUUAGCGAAACCAAGCCGGUGCCGAUCUGUGACGACCCGGAUGCGCCGUAUGAAGACGUGCGUAAACAUUACAUUUUCUGGGCGGCGAAGUUCAAUUCGUGGAGAGAAUUCCCGCACGAAAAAGAAAACGACACGGAGACGGCGCACGACCGCGACCAUCGUCGUCAAAUGGAAAAGGAAAACAGAUCCCUUCGCGCCGAAUCGAAGAAGAAGGAACAAGCUCAGAUUCGUGCUUUCGUCGAGGCCGCGCAAAAGUACGAUCCUCGAUGCAUCAAGCAACGCGCCAUUGAAAAGGCUGCGCGCGAUGCGAAGAAGAUGAGCCGCAACAAUAGCGCCCGCCAGCUCGCCGAAGAGGACGAGAAGGCCAAGGCUGAGGCUGAGGCCGCCGCGAAGGCUGCAGCCGAAGCCAGCAAGGCCGACAAGGCGAACGCGAAGAAGGAGCUCGAAAAACUGAAAAAGGCGCUCCGUAAAGAAAAACAG
Messenger RNA from Ostreococcus lucimarinus CCE9901, 792 nucleotides. RefSeq lists its product with no specific name. Gene Ontology annotation, molecular function: ribosome binding; Hsp70 protein binding. The annotation marks the transcript as partial. NCBI's taxonomy places the organism in Eukaryota, Viridiplantae, Chlorophyta, Mamiellophyceae, Mamiellales, Bathycoccaceae. Gene Ontology annotation, biological process: regulation of translational fidelity; 'de novo' cotranslational protein folding. The record is from RefSeq and is a predicted model, not a curated record. The transcript has a single exon. Gene Ontology annotation, cellular component: cytosol.